Acanthosepion pharaonis is the source of this 594-nucleotide messenger RNA. NCBI's taxonomy places the organism in Eukaryota, Metazoa, Mollusca, Cephalopoda, Sepiida, Sepiidae. The record is from the annotation of a GenBank genome assembly.
AUGUCCGAAAACACCUCGAUCGAUCAAUUAGCGGACGCCGCGGAUCGUAUUUUCUCGCAACUGGAUAAUCAGACAACGCCGGUACACAGUGCUGAAGCGACUGGAGACCACAGGUCCUUGAAAAACAGUCGAGGAAUUGCAGCGCCAACACCUAACAAAUUAAAAUUCGCAAAGAAAGCUUUCGACGACAUGCUACGAGAGGGUGUUAUUCGUCCGUCCGACAGUCCUUACGCUUCCCUCUCCAUUUACUGUGACCACACCACCAGUUUCUUCCUCUUUUUAUUCAGGACUUACGCCUUAAAAUGGCAAACUUAUGCUAUACACCACCGCGGCACUGCCCGAGUGAUAUCUAUCUACCGCACCAGCUCAAGGACUGCGAAUUUGUAUUUGUACGUAAUGACUCUGUUAAGCGGCCUCUUACGCCGGCCUACAGGCCCAUUCCGCGUUCUUAAACGCGCGGACAAAUAUUUCCAAAUACGAAAAAGGUAUUCACACCGACAACGUUUCAAUAGAUCGGUUGAAACCUGCCUUUAUAGAGAAACCGUCGUCUCAUACUACUUCCCAAUCAACUCCGCAAGUUCAGGAGAAUUUUAA